This is a messenger RNA of Bombus pascuorum, 2437 nucleotides long. RefSeq names its product NADH-cytochrome b5 reductase 3. Gene Ontology annotation, cellular component: mitochondrion. The record is from RefSeq and is a predicted model, not a curated record. The transcript has 4 exons. Gene Ontology annotation, molecular function: oxidoreductase activity; FAD binding. Bases 436 to 1362 code for a protein of 308 amino acids. NCBI's taxonomy places the organism in Eukaryota, Metazoa, Arthropoda, Insecta, Hymenoptera, Apidae.
UAUACUUUAUAGCAAUUAUGAAACAAUCCUCUUUUGAUGCGUUACCUAAUAUUUAACAAUAUACAACAUAUUACAAUAUAUAAAGCCACAUUUACUCUACAUUUGUAAUACCUUCGGUAAUAUAGCUAUAAAUAUAUUGGAAUAGUAGAACUGUUCUUAGAUCGAGGGAAGUAAGAUCUAUUUUAAAGGGUAACGUCCUGUGUCUGACCCCAUGUAGAAGCCGGAAAUUUCUCGAAGUGUGUUCAUAACAAAUUUUGAAAGCCGGUAAUGAACUGUAAACAUUUCCGUACUCUUCUUCAAUAAGUGUGCUGUCAAAGCAUUAGUCUUGUGAAUCUUACGAAUUCUUUUUUUGUGAUCUCCUCUUGUGAUUACGACCUUAGCCUCAUUUUCAAUACUUUUUUACUGAGAUUCUAAUCACGUGUGAUUUAAUUUACGAUGUCAAACUUACGAUCACUGUUUGUAUCAGUAUUGGCUGCUGUAGGAACCGUAGCUGUAAUAGGAUUAGCAGUGAAAUUUUACAACAGUUGGAGAAGUGAUAAGAAAAAGAAAUCUCCAAUUUUACUUGUUGAUCCACUUGUUAAAUAUAGUUUACCAUUAAUACAAAAAGAUAUAUUAAGUCAUGAUACAAGAAAAUUCAGAUUUGCAUUGCCAACUUCCGAUCAUAUAUUAGGAUUACCAAUAGGUCAACAUGUUCAUUUAACAGUGAAGAUUGGGGAUGAAGUCGUUAUACGCUCUUAUACACCUGUAUCAAGUGAUGAUGAUCAUGGUUAUGUAGAUCUUGUUAUUAAGGUAUAUUUUAAAAAUGUACAUCCAAAAUUCCCCGAAGGAGGAAAACUGUCUCAAUACUUAGAAAACUUAAAAAUUGGGGAGACAGUUGAUUUUAGAGGACCUUCUGGUCGGCUUGUUUAUAAAGGCCAUGGAAAAUUUUCUAUAAAAAUUUUGAGAAAAGAUCCACCUGUGGAAUAUAAUGUUAAAAAGAUUGCAAUGUUAGCUGGUGGAACAGGAAUCACACCAAUGCUACAAUUAAUUCGUGCUAUAAUAAAGGAUUCUACAGAUGAAACUCAAGUUUCGCUACUUUUUGCCAAUCAAACGGAAAAAGAUAUAUUACUUCGAGAUGAAUUAGAUGAUAUUGCAAAGAAUCAUACUUACAAAUUAAAACUCUGGUAUACAGUAGAUACUAGUAGUGAAAAUUGGCCAUACAGUACUGGAUUUAUAAAUGUGGAUAUGAUCAAGAAUUAUGUAUUCCCUCCAUCACCUGAUACAAUAGUACUUAUGUGUGGUCCACCUCCAAUGAUUAAUUUUGCUUGUAAUCCUAACCUUGAUAAACUCGGUUAUGAUCCAAAAUUACGAUUUGCAUACUGAAGCAACAUAUUAUUUUUGUCGCAUUUAGAUGUAGAAUACAUUUGGUUUGUUAGUACAUACUUUGGCUAAAAAAUUGGCUUAUAAUUUUAAGUUUACUUAAGUUCAUAAAUUUAAAUUCGUGUUCAUAAACAUGUCUCGUCUUUUAGCAUAUACCGUAUAUUGGUCAAUGUAAAUGAAUAUAAUAUCAGUUCAAGAUUUAAAAAUACGAGAUAGGUUGAUUUGAUGUAUAUAAUAGUAUUCGUUACAAUUGUACGGAUUCAUUAUAUUUUCAACUACAUUUUUGUUCAGACAAUUGCAUUUUUGUUAUAAAUGACAUUUAUAAUAAUUUUUUAUUCAAAUUUAUAAUUUUGUAUAGAUGUUGCCAAUAUAAACCUUUAGUAAGGAAAACAUACAAUUUUAGGGUAUUAAGCAUUUAUUGAUGUUAAACCUAUUAUUGUAUUGUUAUAAAAAAUGAUGAUCGCAAAAUGUCCGAUUUGUUUUAUAAACCCUUCUCUUACUUCUGUUUAGAACAGUGAUGUAAAAUUUAUAACGUAAAAUAAUAUUACAUACCAUAGCAUUAAAGAAGUAUGUUGGUAUAAAUUAGUGUCAAUGUUUAUUAACAAAAGGGAUGAAGCUGAAUUGUUUAUUAUUUAAUUAUAAUUCGUGUUACGAAAAAAAGCAGUGCAGAUAAAGCAGUGAACGAGCAUCUGUAUAAUUAACAACGUCCGCGAUCCUUGACGCGCUUUCUGGGUGCAGCCCGUAGGAUAUCAUCUACGCGUAAAAUCAUUUCGGCUGCUUCUGCUGCACUAACUAAAACUUGCCUCUUCACAGCCCAAGAUUCAGUUAUUCCUAAUCGUUUCAUACAGCCUACUUUCCCUUGCUCCAUAUCUAUUAAUGGAAGAUAAAUCAAAAUAAUUAAUAAUCUAUUAUUGCUAUUCAUAACAAUAACAGCUGUAAAUUAUAUUUAUUAUUUUAAAAUAAACAUACCGAGGCCCAUGGUAUUUGCGCCAGAAUUAUGUGCAGCUCUCAAUUCGCUAACUAGUUGAGCUGAAUCGUAACCAGCAUUGUCGGCAAUAACAGUGGGUAAUUGUUGCAA